AUGACCAACCAAAUCAAGCAGGACUCUUUCCUUCAAAAAAUCACCCUCAUAUUUCAGCUUUUUCUCACCUUUGUCAUUGCGGACUUGCCCCUUGAAGGAAAAAAUGCUCUGCUUGACUUUGAUCGACAAUCUGGACAAGAUCACCGCCAACUCGACGAUUUGAUACAAUCGCAACAAUGGCCUCUGCCCCUCCUGAACCACAACGCCGGCUAUACAACCUCACCGCCAUCGUAUGAGCCUCAAUUCGCACAGAGACCCUUUUCUGAGGCGCAGCAUGGCGCCCUGCUAGAUGAUGAUUGGUCUAGAUGGCCGCAGCUUGCUCUCUCUGCUGCCGACACGCCAAGAACCAACCCUAACCCGGUCUCGCAAUCAAACAAAUUGGACCACCAACACUUCACUCAUGGCUCUACCAUGCUAUCUUACUCAAAUACGCUUGGUUUGGUCGAGCUUGCAAGAACCGAGCUUCGACUGGGAAAUAUUAACUUGGAUCCCCCAACCCCGGAAAACCUACUAACGACAGUCAUACCCUCGGAGCCAAAGCAUUGGCCUAUUCAACGCUCCAGUCUAGUCGGCGCGUUUGAAGAGUAUGAUUCAGUUUCUAGCCCCACAGAGCUUCGUGAAGGACGCAGCAACGAUUUAUCAUCCUUUAAAAGGAAGCGCCUUGCUACCACGGAUCAUCCAAAACCAAAAAAUCGCAAGAAGUUAUCAGAAUCAAAACUGGCCGGCUCUGCCGUGGUGCCCCAAACUCCAGAAAUUUCAAAACCGUCAACGGAUGGUGAACCGAUAAAUCCGCUAGAUAUGUUUUCGCUGACGUUGAAAACAUACGGAUUGAUCAAUCCACUGGCAUUUCCCCGCUCUCGGAAAUGGACCCCCGAGACGUUCUUCGAGAAGGACGUGCUGCACAUCAGCGAUUUUUGGAAAAAUCUCAACGGCAGCACUCAAGAAUCAGACCUCACUACAGACUGGUUGGAAAUCAGAGAAUUUUCGCGAACCAUCGAGCAGCCGAUCAAAGCCAGCCUUGGCGAUGCGAUGAAAACACAAUUUGCAAUCAACACCGUAGGAGUUUACUUCAAGUCGACCAAUCCGCUCAAAUGGCGCAGCUUAUUUGAAGUGGAUGCCCAGUUCCCCAACAUGUUUGCGUACCUCCAGAAGAACCAGUACCACAGACACACUGCUCGUAUCCACAAAAACCAUCUGAUUCCAUGGCAAACAAUGGGCGUCUUGCCGUGGGAAAAACCGCCAAAACCUUGGCAUCUGGACAUCAGAACGGCAAAGAAUUUUAAACUUACUAUACGGGAGAAGGACAAUUUAAAAAGCCUCUUGGACCAACUGGUACAUAGUAACCCAUAA
This is a messenger RNA of Puccinia triticina, 1350 nucleotides long. RefSeq lists its product as uncharacterized. Lineage: Eukaryota; Fungi; Basidiomycota; Pucciniomycetes; Pucciniales; Pucciniaceae. The record is from RefSeq and is a predicted model, not a curated record. The transcript has 3 exons. Bases 1 to 1350 code for a protein of 449 amino acids.